GCAGCUAUCCAGGCGGCUGAAAAACCAUGGCUAGGGGUCGGCGCUGAGGCUGCGCGAGGUGGGCUGAGCAGGAGCGGGAGCCGGAGCCGGAGCCCGGGCCGGGCAGGGCCCACCGCUACCAUGUCUACACAGAGGCUCCGGAACGAAGACUAUCAUGACUACAGUUCCACUGAUGUGAGCCCCGAGGAAAGCCCAUCCGAAGGCCUCGGGAGCUUCUCCCCCGGCUCCUACCAGCGCUUGGGAGAGAACAGUAGCAUGACAUGGUUCCAGACCUUGAUCCACCUGCUAAAAGGCAACAUCGGCACGGGACUGCUGGGGCUGCCUCUGGCAGUGAAGAAUGCAGGCCUCCUGUUGGGUCCUCUCAGCCUGCUGGUGAUUGGCAUCGUGGCCGUGCACUGCAUGGGUAUCCUGGUGAAGUGUGCUCAUCACUUAUGUCGUAGACUGAACAAACCCUUUUUGGACUAUGGGGACACGGUGAUGUACGGACUAGAAUGCAGCCCCAGCUCCUGGAUCCGGAGCCACUCCCACUGGGGAAGGCGCAUCGUGGACUUCUUCCUCAUUGUCACUCAGCUGGGAUUCUGCUGCGUCUACUUUGUGUUUCUGGCGGACAACUUUAAACAGGUGAUAGAGGCGGCCAAUGGGACCACUACCAACUGCAACAACAACGAGACCGUAAUCCUGACGCCCACCAUGGACUCUCGACUCUACAUGCUAUCCUUCCUGCCCUUCCUGGUGCUGCUAUCUUUCAUCAGGAACCUGCGUAUCUUGUCCAUCUUCUCCCUGUUGGCCAACAUCAGCAUGUUCGUCAGCCUGAUCAUGAUAUACCAGUUCAUUGUCCAGAGGAUCCCAGACCCCACCCACCUCCCCUUGGUGGCUUCAUGGAAGACCUACCCACUGUUCUUUGGCACGGCGAUUUUUGCUUUUGAAGGCAUUGGAGUGGUUCUACCCCUUGAGAACAAAAUGAAGGACGCACAGAAAUUUCCAUUGAUCUUGUAUUUGGGGAUGGCUAUCAUCACUGUACUCUACAUCAGCCUGGGGAGCCUGGGGUACCUGCAAUUUGGAGCUAAUAUCAAGGGCAGCAUCACCCUCAACCUGCCCAACUGCUGGUUGUACCAGUCGGUGAAGCUGCUGUACUCCAUAGGCAUCUUCUUCACGUAUGCGCUCCAGUUCUAUGUCGCCGCCGAGAUCAUCAUCCCGCCCAUUGUGUCCCGAGUGCCUGAGCAUUUCGAGCUGAUGGUGGACCUUUGUGUGCGCACUGCCAUGGUCUGUGUGACAUGUGUUCUGGCCAUCCUCAUCCCACGCCUGGACCUAGUCAUCUCCCUGGUGGGAUCCGUGAGCAGCAGCGCCCUGGCCCUCAUCAUCCCGCCCCUGCUAGAGGUGACCACCUACUAUGGAGAGGGCAUAAGCCCCCUGACCGUCAUCAAGGACGCCCUCAUCAGCAUCCUGGGUUUCGUGGGCUUCGUGGUGGGGACCUACGAGUCUCUGAGUGAGCUGAUCCAGCCAAGCCAUAGCGACUCCUCUACCAGUUCCACCAGUGCCUUCAUAUAAGGAUCUGGGUGUGCUCCCUCCACCUGCCCAGCCCCACCCUGUGUGUGUUUCCCAGUAGUGUCCCCACAUCCUCAGGUAUGGUUCAGCCUCUGGAAAAAGGCAGGGUUGCUGCCUGGGCACUCCUCUAUCUGGCAUUGGACCCUUGGGUAACCUGGGCUAGAUGAGACUGAGACUGGGGGGAAGGGCUGGAAGCAGACUCUCCACUUGUGAUGGUGCAUCACUGCUCUCCUUUAUCAUGCCUCCUCUCUCAGCACUGCCCCUCCCCCCCGCUGCUCCCCCCUCCCCCCAUCUGACCUGCCACGCCUAAAUUAUUCCCAUUGCACAGCUCACUUUAUUUAAAAGGUAGUCUCCUGCUCCCGAUGAUUUCUCCUUUCCAGGGCCAGGCCUAGAUUAAAUAAGUGGGGAUUCUCAUGUUUUACAAAGCCAGGCCUCUUUCUCAUCGGGCUCCCAAAUACUGUACCUCACUGUUUCACCCAGCUGAGUCCUGAGAGGGUUCUGGCCACCCCCACCCCCAAUAGUUGACAGCCAGCCCUGAAUGCUGAAGGUUUCCAUCUACUGUCUGGCUUGGGGAACCCACAGGCCACAUCACUUCUUUUCUCAUUUCCUCUGUGUAGGUCACAGUACUGCCCCUUGAUUCCUUUAUCAAGGAUGCUGCCCAGACUGGAGGUAUUUAUAGUGUAUUUAAGCUUAGGUUUCGGACUCUGACUUCAGACCUGGCAUCACGGUGGAUUACUUCUCCUUCAGCAACUUGCACUUGGCUUCUCCUGCCACAGAGAGACUGCUCCAGGGGACCAUGGAUAUGCCCUCUGCCCUCUUGGCUGAGUGGCCUAGAGGCCAUUUUGUUGUUAGUUAGUUUUGUUUUGUUUAGUUUUUGUGUUUCAAGACAGGGUCUCAUGUCACCAAAGUUGGCUUUGAACUUGGUUGCUGUGUAUUCAAGGAUGAUGAACUCUCGGUCCUGUCUCUGCCUCAAGUACUGCGAUUACUAGCAUGAGCUGCCAUACCCAGCCGGCUCAGAGAUCUCAAGCAGAUCAUGUGAGCAUGCACCACCUCUGGAAGACGCGUGCGUGUGUGGACUUCCAUUCAUGAGAUGGACUCCAUGUGGGCAUUGGGAAGUACUAAGGGCAGGAUGAGGUUCCUCUUCAUAGACACUAGGCACAAGGGUCAUUGUUUACAGUUCCUGGGGAGAGAGUAGAAGCCCUACUUUGCCCCAAACUGCCUCUGUAUCCUGGGCUUCCAAGGAACCACUAAACACUAACUAUGACCAUACUUGUCCCCUCUUAUGCCUCCCACAGUCACCUGGCUUCUAGCCCCGUCACCUUAAGCUGUGCCUUUAGAGUCCUCUGAGAGAGUCUGUGGCUUACCACUGCUACCCUGUUGAUGUCAAGAUGUCCAAAGGACAGUUGUUAGCUCCCCAUCUCUGAGUUGUGUGUGUGUGAGAUUCUGCACACGUGUGCGUGUUCACAUAUGCAAACGACAGAGCAGUUUGUGUCUCCUCCACUCUGGUUACCAGGCUCUUAACCUGGAGGUAGGAUUUGCCUUGAACCUUGAGUUCGAGAAAGAAGCAAGAAUUUAUCAGGGUCUUGCUUUCGUGUUUGACAGAAGCUAGUAGCCCAAUCUUGCAGCCAAGCCCUUUCCUGCUGUUCUGUCCAGAGCCUGCUGAGUGACUUCCAGGUCACAGGAUGGGAAGGAUGGUCUCUGGCUACAGCAGCAGCUGUUUGCUAGGAAGAGGUGUUGUUAACUUGGCCCCGCGGAGAGCAAUGCUUUUUUUUUUUUUCUUUUCUGGCGUCAGAAUCCCUACAGGUGCUUAUGUGGCCUGGUGCCAGCUGGGAUUCACAGAUGCCUUGCUUUCUGAAGUCUCAGGCUGGAAAGUGACCAAAGUAGGUUCAGACACUGGCCAGCAACCCAACUGUGGGCUAGGCUCUCUCCUAGAAGCCACCUGAGCUUGACUUCCUGGGUGGGGGGGACUGUUCUCAGAACUGUUAGAGGCACUCCUACCCAGGUCUAGACCCAUUGUCCAAGGCCAGCUAUCUCUUUAGGGCCCCUGGCCUGACACCAUGUGGAGUGCCUUCUGUAGCAUUUGACUGAUGGCAGCUUCCUUGAUACCUUGGUAGGGCCUACAUCUUUUGAUAUCUUGCUGUGCUCCUGAGGCAUUGCCAGUUUGGUGACUUGACUCUUUGAGCAAGAUCAGGGCCUUCCUUGAUGGACACCAGGAAGCUGCUAAGCUCGUGUCACCAGGCGCUGCACACAGCCCAAGCGCACUUAGGAGCCCUGAGUCAGAACCCUCCUGGCCCCUCCCACUGUCAGUUUGGAGCCAGAUGGCCUCUGGUGAGAAAACACAGAUAAAUGGGAGCUUGGACAGAACAAUAUAGGCAAGGCUUAUGGAGACUAAGCCUGAAUCCAGAUGCCCCAGGGGCAGACAUGCUCAGUCCUUGCCAGCCCAGUCCUUGUCUGUACCCGAAGUUUAUCUCCAGAGAUCUGUUAUCCCAGACUAAAAAGCACUUGCUGGGAAGCGUGUGAUCCAGCCUGAGCUACCCACUGUGCUCUCAGCUGUGGCAUCACGUGUGCUGCUGUCUGGGUCAGGAGAGGUAGAGGUUAGCUUAGGCCUGCCCGCCUCACCUCUCUAGCCACACCUCCCGGCAGGUGCUCCUUGUCCGCUCUCCCUGCUGGAAGUCUUGGGUUAAGUGUCAUCAGUGAUCUGAAGGUAGAUCCCAGAGCCUGUCCUUAGCCCCUCUCAUCCUCAGACUUCUCCCUCCCUUCAGUGUCUGCUCUUUGGACACCAUUGUUUCACCUGAUCCUUCCAGAAGUGCAGAGCUCAGAUCAUGUUUACAGCAUUCUCUAGUCCCUUCACACGCCUGCUGAGGGCUCUGGACAUGGGAUUGCUUUCCCUACUGGCCAGCCCCAGCCACCACUCCCACUGGGACACAGGCUUUCUGGGGCCUGAUAUGGGAACCAGACAGAGUGGUAGGAUGUGGCAAUCAGGAGGGUGGUGCCAGGUUGGCUUGAGAAUUUAAUUUUCCAAAGUACAUUACAAAUCAGAUACCAUUAAGGGAAAGCAGGCCAUGUGGCUCAUUUUUUGAAACUGUGGUCAAUACUUGAAGGCUCUUUAGUCCUGCUGGCCGUGCCAGCUUCCGUCUGGCCGGUGUUUUUCUGUGUAUCCCGAGUCAUUCCCUGGUCAGAGACAUUAAACCGUCUCAUAGGUAGUUAUCAGAAAAAAGAAGCGGAAAAUGAGGCUGGAGGGAACCUGGCGUUUGUCCUGCUCUUUGGUUUAAAUCAAGCUGAUUUGAAGAAACUGGAUUUUUUAAUGAAUAAUAAAAUCCCAUGUCUAUAUCAUAAAACUGUCAGUAGAUGUUUGAAUCAAGGAUUGAGAGUGCUGCCAUUCAGAGAGUCUGAACAGUCAGACAGCACUGUGAGCUGUGUGCCUACUCGGUCGUGCAUUACGUACACAUGUGGGUCAUGUCAGACAGCGCUGUGAGCUGUGUGCCUACAGUCAUGCAUUACGUACACAUGUGGGUCUUGUCAGAGCUUCUAGGUCUCAUUGGGUUGCACAUAUGGAUCUUGUGUUAAAUUUCCACUUCAAUAAAUGAAUUUUAUUUUUUAUUUUGA
Grammomys surdaster is the source of this 5151-nucleotide messenger RNA. RefSeq names its product solute carrier family 36 member 1 (gene Slc36a1). Gene Ontology annotation, molecular function: glycine transmembrane transporter activity; L-proline transmembrane transporter activity; amino acid:proton symporter activity. Gene Ontology annotation, biological process: L-alanine transport; proton transmembrane transport; proline transmembrane transport. Gene Ontology annotation, cellular component: vacuolar membrane. Bases 121 to 1548 code for a protein of 475 amino acids. The transcript has 11 exons. NCBI's taxonomy places the organism in Eukaryota, Metazoa, Chordata, Mammalia, Rodentia, Muridae. The record is from RefSeq and is a predicted model, not a curated record.